CCCUUUCUUUUCUUUUUCCCCUUCCCGGCUUCAUUUUUUCCCUUUUCUUCUUUUCUUUUUUUUUCUUUUUUCUUUUUUGCUUUUUUGAUUCUUUAUUUUAUUCUUCUUAUCAUUCACAUUACUACUACUGUUAUUAUUACUAUUGCUAUUACUAUUAUUACUACCACAUGACGGUCGAGUCAUACUUACAAGCAUUGGAAGUUUAUAGUAAAGGUACCAAGGCUUGGUUUACAGACGCGAAAGAAGCUUGGAUUUCUACUACAUGUGUUUCUAGUCUAAUUACUUCUGACAAUGUGCGCUUGGUCUUUGAAGCUGAUAGUAACCAUAAAGAAUGUGUCUAUGAAACUACUUUGACUCAAAUUGAAAAAACCAAUGGUCAAGACCUUCCACCUUUACGAAAUCCUCUUAAAUUAGAAAAUACAGAUGAUUUAACUAAUCUUAGUUAUCUUAAUGAGCCUUCAGUAUUGAACACUAUUCGUACAAGAUACUUACAACACUUGAUCUAUACCUAUUCUGGAAUUGUUUUGAUUGCCGUCAAUCCAUUUGAUCGGGUAUCCUUAUACGACUCUGAUGUAGUACAACAAUAUUCUGGUCGACGACGUGGAGAAUUGGAUCCUCAUUUAUUUGCCAUUGCUGAAGAUGCUUAUCGUUGUAUGGUACAUGAAAAAUCAAAUCAAACCAUUGUAGUAUCUGGUGAAAGUGGUGCUGGUAAAACUGUGAGUGCAAAAUAUAUCAUGCGUUAUUUUGCUACAGCUGAUGAUCAAGUAUCUAAUGGAAUGCGAAUUAAAAAAUCGGAUGGUGGAUUAACUGAAGUAGAAGAACAAAUUUUGGCAACUAAUCCAAUCAUGGAAGCCUUUGGAAAUGCAAAAACGACAAGAAAUGACAAUAGUUCUAGAUUUGGAAAAUAUAUUGAAAUUCAAUUCGACAAACAUACAAAUAUCGUUGGGGCAAAGAUUCGAACAUACUUGUUGGAACGAUCUCGUUUAAUUUAUCAACCUGAAACUGAAAGAAAUUAUCAUAUCUUUUAUCAGUUAUGUGCUGGUGCACCUUUAUCUGAAAAGAAGGAAUUUGAAUUGACGGAUUAUACAUCAUUUAAUUAUUUGAAUCAAAAUGGACCUACUUCUAUACCUAAUGUCGAUGAUGCAACGGAAUUUGGUCAUACACAACGUGCUUUAUCUACUGUCGGCUUAUCUGUACAAUUACAAUGGUGUAUCUUUCGACUUUUAGCAGCAUUAUUACAUAUUGGGAAUGUACAAAUCACGGGACGCGCCGAUGCAAUGGUGUCUGAAUCUGAUGAAUCCUUACUGACUGCUACUCGACUUCUUGGCAUCAAUGCCACCGAAUUUCGAAAAUGGAUAGUACGCAAACAAAUCACUACCCGUUCUGAAAAAAUCAUCACCAAUCUUUCCCCAGUACAAGCUCAAGUCGUCAAGGAUUCUGUUGCUAAAUAUAUAUAUGCAAAUCUAUUCGAGUGGUUGGUUGGAGUUAUUAAUGAAAGACUGUCCUCAUCAGAUGAAACAAAUGUCGCUACUUUUAUUGGCGUUUUGGAUAUCUAUGGUUUUGAACAUUUCAAAAAGAAUUCUUUUGAACAGUUCUGUAUUAAUUAUGCAAAUGAAAAGCUUCAACAACAGUUCAAUCAACAUGUUUUCAAAUUGGAACAGGAGGAAUAUGUCCGUGAACAGAUCAACUGGACUUUUAUUGAAUUCUCUGAUAACCAAAAAUGCAUUGAACUUAUUGAAGGUCGUAUGGGUAUUCUCUCAUUAUUGGAUGAAGAAUCAAGAAUGCCUUCUGGUUCUGAUGAAGGAUUUAUUCAAAAAUUAUAUACUAAUUUUGAUAAACCUGAAUUCAAAUCUCACUUCAAAAAACCAAGAUUCUCAAACAAGGCUUUCACUAUAUCUCAUUAUGCUCAUCAAGUGGAAUAUGAAUCUGAAAACUUUAUGGACAAGAACAAGGAUACAGUUCCGGAUGAACAUCUGGCUUUACUUCGAUCGACCGAUUUUGACUUCCUGAAACAAGUUUUGGACAAAGCUGCUGCUGCCAACCCAUCACCUCCUGUUGAAUCCAAGCGCAUGAGCAUGAUGUAUCGCAAACCUACAUUAGGUUCUAUUUUCAAACUUUCUUUGAUCAAUCUUAUGGAUACUAUUGGUGGAACAAAUGUACAUUAUAUUCGAUGUAUCAAACCUAAUGAAGCAAAGGUGGCCUGGGAAUUCGAACCAAAUAUGGUGCUUAGUCAACUUCGUGCAUGUGGUGUAUUGGAAACAAUUCGAAUCAGUUGUGAAGGUUAUCCGACACGCUGGACUUUUGAAGAAUUUGUCGAUCGUUACUAUGCUUUGGUUUCAUUCUCUCACUGGGAUCCUCGACAAAAACCUGAUGUUCAUCAAUUAGCUUCUACUAUUUUGGACGAAGCCAUUGCUGACCCUACUAUGUAUCAAGUUGGUAAAACCAAAAUUUUCUUCCGUGCUGGACAGCUUGCUUACUUGGAGAAACGACGAGCAGAUAGAUUUAAUCAAUGUGCUACUUUACUACAAAAACAUAUGCGUAGAUAUAUCUGUCGAACUCGUUACCUUCGAAUUCAAUCUUUGACUGUUGGCUUACAAACUGUGAUACGACACAAGAUGGCAAAGAAGAAAAUGGAUGCAUUACGAAGAUAUCGCGCUUCUCUUGUUAUUCAAACAAACUGGCGACGCUUCAUUGCUCGGAAACAAUAUCUGGCCAAACAACGGUUUAUUCUCUCAUUACAAACUGCUAUUCGAUCACGUUUGGGAGCUCAAAAAUUGGUGACAUGUCGACAACAUUAUGCAGCAACACAGAUUCAGCGUAUGAUUCGAGGUUGGUUCGCUAGAAAACAUUACAAGACACAACUUCAACUUGUACUUCUUCUUCAAUCCUGUGUUCGUCGCCGUAUUGCUCAGAAACAUUUUAUCGCUUUGCGUUCGGAGGCCCGGUCAGCAUCCCAUUUGAAGGAAGUAUCCUAUGCUUUGGAAAUGAAGGUGGUAGAAUUAACACAAACAUUGACAACGGUACGUGAUGAAAAGAAAGCUAUGACGGACCGAACUAUUCAACUGGAAACACAAAUCAAAACAUGGAUGGACAAGUAUGAAAAAAUGGAACGAAAAGCCAAAGGAUUAGAAGACAAAUUGAAGGAACCAACGGUACCUAUGGAAAAAUGGCAAGCACUGGAAGUGGAAAGGGAUCAUUGGAUCAACGAAUGCAAACAAUCAUCGGAACAGAUCAAGGUCAAGACUCGACAAACUGAAGAAUUGACAACAAAAUUGGAUCAGCAAGCACAAGAAACAACAAAGUUGAGAAAAAAUUUGGACGAAGCCAACGAUAAGAUAAAGACGAUGGUAGAUGCAGAUACUGUUACCGACUUGAAGAGUCAAAUCACAGCACUCAAAGCACAACUUAGCCAGGCGUUACACGCUCCACGUCGACAAACAUCUUCAACCAAUAUCCACGGUUCAUCUUUGGCUCCUAAUGGUGGAAGCAAUCAUAUGACAAGAAGUGUCUCACCUAUCAUGUCACCUUCAACAUCCAUCAUAAAACAACAACAACAACAAGAACUAUCAACAGACUCCUCCAUCAAUGAUACACAAACUCCUGAUUCUCCUACUCCUACAAUUUUACCUGGUACAUCUCGCAAAACUGUGGGUGGUAGACGGAAUAGCUCGGCUGGUGUAUGUGAAACACAAACCAAAUCUUCUCUUGAUCAUAUCCGACAAACUGAAAUAUCAAACAAAAAUCCUCGUCCUAUGUCAGUGGACCAAUACAGCAAGAUCCUUGGUUCCAAGACUAUACGCAAAGUAACUGAUUUGGAUGAAGCAUCUAUUCAAGAGAUUCAUACUAUUUUACGUGACGAGGAUGGACUUCAACAAGAACUCGUUGAUGGUCUUAUCAAAGGAUUGAGGAUACCUCUACCAAGUUUACAAAAUCCACCAUCUGCAAAAGAGGUAUUUUUCCCUGCUCAUACAAUUGGUAUUUGUGUUAUGGAAAUGUGGCGUCUGAAUUAUGUACAAGAAUCUGAACGAAUGUUGUUUACUAUUAUGGACUCUAUUCAAAAACAAUGUCUUAGCUAUACUGUUGAAGAUGCUAUUCUUCCAAGUAUCUACUGGUUGUCGAAUGUACAUGAACUAUUAUCUAUUAUCUGUGUAGCUGAACAAGAAAAGGAACAACAAAUGAUAUCCAGUCAACAUUCCACCAAUGGUAUCGGAUUACGACGAUCAGCGGCAUGGAACGAUUUUGAAAAAUUGACAGAAACAAUCAAGUUUGAACUACAAUGCUUAGAAGACAAUAUUUUCCAUGCAGGGAUGAAAGAACUCAAGAAAUGUCUGUCCAAGAUGGUGAUUUCGGCAGUGGUGGAAGGACAAUCUUUACCUGGAUUUACAACAACGGAUUCCAAUCGAUUCUACAAGAGGAUUAUUCCUGGUGGAUCUGCAGGACCUACCUAUACGAUGGACAAUGUAUUAAACCUUUUGAACAAAGUAUGGCGGGCAAUGAAGUGUUAUGGUUUAGAAGCAUCAGUGGUCACACAAGUACUGACAGAAUUGUUGAAACUGAUUGGAGUGACAGCAUUCAAUGAUCUUCUUAUGCGCAAGAACUUUUCUUCAUGGAAACGGGCUAUGCAAAUUCAAUAUAACAUUACUCGGAUAGAAGAAUGGUGCAAAAGUCAUGAUCUCAAUGAAGGUAUUUUACAGUUGGAACAUCUAAUGCAAUCUACAAAAUUACUUCAAAUGAAAAAGGCGACUUUGGAAGAUAUUGAAAAUAUCUAUGAAGCUUGUUGGAUUCUGUCUCCUACUCAGGUACAAAAGUUGAUGUCUAAUUAUUAUGUGGCUGAUUAUGAGAACCCUAUUACAAGUGAUAUCUUGCAAGCAGUGGCGGAACAUGUCAUUUCCGGAAACAAGAGUGAUAUUUUGUUAUUGGAUUCUGUUGCAUUGGAUGAUACAUCAAGUCCAUUUGAGAUACCCGUAGUACGAAAUCCGAUUCCUCAACCCUAUCUCCCUGCAUGGCUUUCUAAACUAGAACGACUUCGAAGGUUGAUUCAUUUAGUCCCAUUGGAAAACCUAACUGGUGUACAAUAGAGAUAGCUUAGAUAUAUUUAUUCUUCUUUACUUUGAUGUUUAUAUGUAUAUGUGAUGAUAUGAUACAACUUUUUACGAUUGAAAUAAAACAAAAAUGAUUAUAAUUGUGUA
This is a messenger RNA of Halteromyces radiatus, 5189 nucleotides long. RefSeq names its product P-loop containing nucleoside triphosphate hydrolase protein. Gene Ontology annotation, biological process: actin filament organization; vesicle transport along actin filament. The record is from RefSeq and is a predicted model, not a curated record. The transcript has 14 exons. NCBI's taxonomy places the organism in Eukaryota, Fungi, Mucoromycota, Mucoromycetes, Mucorales, Cunninghamellaceae. Gene Ontology annotation, cellular component: actin cytoskeleton; myosin complex; cytoplasm. The coding region runs from base 168 to 5078 and encodes 1636 amino acids. Gene Ontology annotation, molecular function: microfilament motor activity; ATP binding; actin filament binding.